Messenger RNA from Benincasa hispida (wax gourd), 1255 nucleotides. The record is from RefSeq and is a predicted model, not a curated record. NCBI's taxonomy places the organism in Eukaryota, Viridiplantae, Streptophyta, Magnoliopsida, Cucurbitales, Cucurbitaceae.
UCAUAAAUAUUUUAGAACUACUUUUGGAAUAAAAUAUUUUUAAAAUGUUGGAUGAGACCUAAGAUUUAAAGAUGUAAUGAUAGCGUGAAACGUAAAUGGAAGACUACACGAAAUUAUGUCACAUUAAAAAAUAUGACAAGUUUAAAAAAAUAAAUGUAUUUUAAAAAUAAAAGACAGUCUACUUUUGGUUUUUUGUUUUCUUUUUGGGUUACAAAUGGGGUAAAGGGGAGUUAAAAUUUCAAUUACUAUUAAACUAUAUUUACUUUAGCAUUUAACUUAGUUAAUGGGCACAAAAAUAGAAGUUUAGUAACUAUUAAACACUUAAAAAAAUUUAAAAAUUGGACAAACUAAAUAUAAUUCACUUGACAACAUCCGAAUAUGUUGGUAAUUAAAUCCUCUAUCCAGUUGUACUUAACAAAAGUUUUAAGGACCAAAUUCUAAAAUUCAUGAAUUGAACAAUUAAUUUAAUUUAUUCUCUCUCAAUAUGAAAGUAAAGAUGAAUGAAUGAAUGAAUGAAAUGAAGGUUACGAUAGCAUUCAACCACUUUGGGGAGAAGCUAGUGCAAAGGAUGCCGCGAUGCCGAUUAGGUUACAUUCACGUCGUCAACAAUGACUUCACCCAAUGGGAAAUGUACGCAAUCGGCGGCAGCGGAAACCCCACCAUCAACAGCCAAGGCAACCGCUACACCGCCCCCUACGACCGCAACGCCAAGGAGGUCACUAAGCGAGUCGAAACUUCCGAGUCCGAGUGGCGUGGCUGGAACUGGCGGUCCGAGGGCGACAUUCUCGUCAACGGCGCCUUUUUCGUCACUUCCGGCCAAGGCCUUGAAGUCAAGUACGAGAAAGCCUACAGCGUCGAGCCCAAGUCCGCCGCCCUAAUUGACCAGCUCACUUGGCACGCCGGCCCGCUCGGCGUCGGUGGCCGGGAUAAUAAUUUGGGAAUGUGGACUACUGGCCCUAACGGUGGAGGCUUUGCGCUUGGGUCUGGUAUGGACUAUACUGACGACAUGUCGGAAAGUUAUUUUGUUAGGGCUUUUUCUCUUUUGUUGGCCUGUUUUUGCGCAUUGGUGGUUGCUUUUAUGCUAUGACGACAUGUCGGAGUAUUUGAUAGAACAGAAAAGAAAAGGACAGGUAGAGUGGGUUUUUGCAUUUUUCUUAAAAUGGCAUAAAGAAGGCCUAAAAAUGUAAAUCCAUUCGUUGCGUUACCCAUUGUAUGCCAAAACUGAGUUUAGUUUAUCUAAUUUUCUUUUUGUUAA